AUGGGAUUUGGAACGGGAGCUUCUCGAGCCGAAAGAAAAGCCAAAAGGCGCAAGAUCGAGAAUUCAAUUCCCGACAUACCUGACGACCUUGAAACAGAAGCAAAUGACGAUGGCGCCGUUUCGACAAAAAGAAAAAGAUCUAUAGAUGAUGACGCGAAAGUUGGCCAGGCCGUCACUUUAAACAGGAGCGAAGAAACCGCAUAUCAGAACGUAGAGUCCCAUCACAAGUCCAAGAAGAAUAAAACCUCUUCAACCGAAUCGUCUUCACUACCCAUGCAAAUUGAAGAGCCAUCAGAUAUAGCGGAGACCGAAGCUGCGCCUAAGAAGUCUAAGAAGGAAAGGAAAGCGGAGAGAAAAGCUAGGGAGGCUGGUGCAAAGUCAACGUCUAUAACGCAGACGGCAGAACCUGCGACAGAAAAUGCUACUGGACCCUCCGAUCAAAUUAGUGCCGAGAAAAAACGUUCGAAGACCAAGAAGCAAGGAGCUGUUUCUGGUGAAAAUUCCGGGAGCAAGGCUGCAAGAUUCAUUGUUUUUAUCGGAAACCUGCCAUUCACUGCUACCACAGCAUCGAUAAAAAACCACUUUGCAGCCGUUAAACCUGCAUCGGUCCGCCAUCUCACGGAGAAGGGAAAUCCUACUAAAUCAAGGGGCUGUGCUUUCCUUGAGUUCGAAGGCUAUGAUCAUAUGAAAACUUGCUUGAAGCAAUUUCACCAAUCCACGUUCAAUGAUGGUAUCUCAGCACCAAGGAAGCUCAACGUUGAGCUGACUGCCGGAGGAGGUGGUAACACUAAAGAUCGUCGGUCCAAAAUCAAAGAGAAAAAUGUGAAACUGAAUGAGCAACGUGUGAGACAAACACAAGAGGCCGACAAUCCUAAGGUUAGCAAAAAGGAAGCAGUUCAGGGAGUGAAGCAUGUAUUGGCUGAGGAUAGUGGAGUCCAUCCAAGUAGAAAGGCAAGAAUCGGUGGAUGA
Botrytis sinoallii is the source of this 969-nucleotide messenger RNA. RefSeq lists its product as uncharacterized. NCBI's taxonomy places the organism in Eukaryota, Fungi, Ascomycota, Leotiomycetes, Helotiales, Sclerotiniaceae. Gene Ontology annotation, molecular function: RNA binding. The record is from RefSeq and is a predicted model, not a curated record. The transcript has 4 exons. The coding region runs from base 1 to 969 and encodes 322 amino acids.